This is a messenger RNA of Castor canadensis (American beaver), 2166 nucleotides long. RefSeq names its product protein phosphatase 2 regulatory subunit B''alpha (gene Ppp2r3a). Gene Ontology annotation, biological process: protein dephosphorylation. Gene Ontology annotation, cellular component: protein phosphatase type 2A complex. The record is from RefSeq and is a predicted model, not a curated record. Lineage: Eukaryota; Metazoa; Chordata; Mammalia; Rodentia; Castoridae. Gene Ontology annotation, molecular function: protein phosphatase regulator activity; calcium ion binding.
AUGACAGAGUUGCUGUUAGAAGAACCUGUUCAAGGAGAGGAAGCAAUGUCUGACCGUCAAGAGAGCUCUUUAAUAGAGCUAAUGGUUUGUACAAUUCGUCAAGCUGCUGAGGCACAUCCUCCAGUGGGAAGGGAUGUAGUGGACACACAUCCAGGCCUUACGUUCCUGAAAGAUGCUCCAGAAUUCCACUCCCGCUACAUCACCACGGUUAUUCAGAGAAUAUUCUACACAGUCAACAGAUCUUGGACUGGAAAGAUUACUUCAACAGAGAUAAGAAAAAGCAACUUUUUGCAAACUCUAGCCCUUUUGGAAGAAGAGGAAGAUAUAAACCAAAUCACAGAUUACUUCUCCUAUGAACAUUUCUAUGUUAUUUACUGUAAAUUCUGGGAACUAGAUAGUGAUCAUGACCUGUACAUCAGCCAGGCCGAUCUAUCCCGAUACAAUGACCAGGCUUCAUCAAACAGAAUUAUUGAAAGGAUAUUCUCUGGGGCAGUAACAAGAGGAAAAACAGUACAGAAAGAGGGAAGAAUGAGCUAUGCAGAUUUUGUUUGGUUUUUGAUCUCCGAGGAAGACAAACGGAACCCCACCAGCAUUGAGUACUGGUUCCGCUGCAUGGACAUGGAUGGAGAUGGUGUACUUUCCAUGUAUGAGCUUGAAUACUUCUACGAAGAGCAGUGCGAACGGAUGGAAGCCAUGGGCAUUGAGCCCUUGCCAUUCCAUGAUUUGCUGUGCCAGAUGCUUGACUUGGUGAAGCCAGCCAAUGACGGCAGAAUAACUCUGCGAGAUCUGAAGAGGUGCAGAAUGGCUCACAUCUUCUAUGACACUUUCUUUAAUCUGGAGAAAUACUUGGACCAUGAACAGAGAGAUCCCUUUGCAGUCCAGAAGGACAUUGAGAAUGAUGGGCCUGAGCCCUCAGACUGGGACAGGUUUGCUGCUGAGGAGUACGAGACUCUUGUCGCAGAGGAGUCGGCCCAAGCACAGCUCCAGGAAGGCUCCUUUGAAGAUUAUGAAACAGAUGAACCUGCCUCUCCCUCUGAAUUUGGAAACAAAGGCAACAAAAUAGUAACCUCAAGCCUUUCAGAGAAAUGUGGAAAGCUUCAGUCCGUGGAUGAAGAGUAGCUGCCAAUGUCUGCAGGAAGAUGUGUGUUCCAACUAUUUUUCCAUGUAAAGAGAUGCUGUAGUUUGCAUACUGCUUUUUAAAGGUUUUGAUUUCUCCAAGUGUGCAUCUGCACUAGGAACUUUAAAAUGUUUUUAAGCAACAUUCACCGUAGGAGACUACUCCAGUUUGCCUCAACCGACUCUUGCAGAUAUUCCUCGGAAGUGAAUCUAACCAUGCACCAUCAUCACCUUCCAGAGUCUGCAGAUCAGCACUCCAUACCCUUGAAUGUACUAAGGCUCUCUUGGGGAAAGUGCCAAGCACAGUUCUCUGCACAGAAGCAGAAGUUGCCUCAGUGUUGGCCAGCUCCCCUGAGGUCCCUCAGGGCUCUUAUGGAGCCUAGAAGAAACCUUCAUUUGGAGAAAACUUGAGUCAAAAAAUUCUGGAACUUGAAAAAGUAGUAAGGGCCUCCAGAAUUACUUGGCCCUAGUAAUAAAAGCACUGCCAAAACAUCUCAGAGACUUCUUUGAAUUAUAUUUACUGCAGUUCAAAGAUCUUGAACUUACCUAGUUUAAUGUAAUUUCACAAUGACCUGCCAAACUGCUAGUCACUUUACAUCCUCAGGUAUUGUAACCACUGGGCCUUCCAACUUUGUAGGCAAGCUCUGAUAGCCUCCCAAUCCUGACUGUGGAUCUUCUAUAAAAUCUCAAGUAAACUCUUAAAAUGAAGACUAGUACAAAAUUUAACUCCUACUUGACUUAGAAAACAAAAGUCCUUCUAACUUUUGUAUAGUACUAUUGAAUGACAUUAAUUUCCAAAUUAAUUAGCAGGCCUACUUGAAGCCUUAAAGGGAUAAUGAUAUACUAUAUGAAAUAUUCAAACUAGUCAUAUUGCUUUUUUCAUUGACUGUUAGACUAAGCCAAAAGUAAAAGCCUCAAUCCUAAGCAGUAUUCCUUACUUCAUAUUGAAAAGAAACUAGUACUCAAGAUAUUUCAUCCACCUCAGUAUCACAGAAUUGGAAGGAAACAGUGAUGGCACCCAUGAAGGAAAACUUUUUUUUUUUUUUUUAA